AUGAAAGUGUGGCACGUUGGAAAACUUCGUGACAUUAGGUACCCGUUUUCCAUUAUUUUGGAUGUGUGGCAACAUAAAUCGUUUUUUGCAUUAAUAUGAAUGAGUGGAGUCCUCUGGCUAAGGUCUACGACCCCCUCAAGGCUGGUAGUAUUGACAGUACUGACUUGGAGCCCCAUGACAGAGCGGUAUGGAGGGCGAUGAAUGCCCGUUACCAGCCCAACAAAGGCACGGUGGGGGAUGCACAGCUUACUCUCUUUGUCGCGCGGCUCAACAAGCUGACCACCCAAGAGGAUCUUCAGAACCUAUUCUCCAAAUUCGGAGACAUCCGCCGAGUCCGACUCGUCCGAGACACAGUCACAGGCUUCUCCAAAGGGUACGCCUUCAUCGAAUACAAGGAGGAGCGUUCUCUAAUGAAGGCCUGGCGAGAUGCCAACAAGAUGGUGGUAGAUCAGAACGAACUCUUUGUGGACUUUGAGCAAGAGCGCAGCCUGCAGGGCUGGAUCCCCCGGAGACUUGGCGGGGGGCUGGGAGGGAAAAAGGAAUCUGGACAGCUGAGGUUCGGCGGCCGGGACAGACCGUUCAGGAGGCCGAUCAGCGUGCCUGGGGCGGCACCGCAGGGCAGAGCCACUGAGCGCAGGAGGGACGAGAGGAUGAGGGACAGGGACCACGGACGACGGCGGGACCACAGGGGUGAAUGGGACAGAGGGAGCGAGCGUUAUACUCGAGACUACAAUAAAGACAGGAGGGACUCCAGGCGAUGCGGGGAAAGGAGCAGCGCAAGAGAAUCAAACAGCAAAGGAAGACGGGAGAUAUCGGGAUUCUUACAGAGUCUGAAAAAAGACCUACACUGACCUGAACAGUAAAAAGCUCAAACGUUGUUAUUCAGCAUAUUGUAACCAUACACACAAGAUUUCAAAGAGCAUAACGAAUAGUUGUGUAUUUCUUUUUGGAAAUGAACCUUCACUCCAGAGUUUAUUGUUAAAAGGUUAAACUCAUAAGGCAGACUAACAAUUUCAAUGUGUAUGAUUAGUUUCUAGUAUAUGGUGAAAUACCUCCAACUUGAUGCGUAGAGAACCGGAGUUUUAAAAGUAAUGUAAACAUGCCGUACUGCUGCCUAUUUGCAGUAUGACACAAAACCAGAAGUGUGAAAUGUGUCUGGAUAACACUAAGGUGAAUAAUUCCUGUUUCAAUUUGUGUUACAAAAAUUAUCCAAGUUGCUUAACUAUGUACAAAAAUCACCAUGCUGUACACUGUAUAAAAUACUUUAAUGGGCAAUGAGAUUAAAUUAUGAAACAUU
Electrophorus electricus (electric eel) is the source of this 1297-nucleotide messenger RNA. It is a transcript of the gene snrnp35, whose product is annotated as small nuclear ribonucleoprotein 35 (U11/U12). Gene Ontology annotation, biological process: mRNA splicing, via spliceosome. Gene Ontology annotation, cellular component: U12-type spliceosomal complex; precatalytic spliceosome. The record is from RefSeq and is a predicted model, not a curated record. Gene Ontology annotation, molecular function: snRNA binding; mRNA binding. NCBI's taxonomy places the organism in Eukaryota, Metazoa, Chordata, Actinopteri, Gymnotiformes, Gymnotidae.